UGUAAUAUUUUCUGAGGUAACCCUUCGAAAUGUUUUAAAUCAAACUCAAGAGAUCGGAUCAAACAACUGAUAUUCAUCAAUAAGAAAGAUCAAAAUUGCCUUUUUUGUAAAAUCACGAAUUAAGAGUCUCAUGACAUUUAAACACCAGCUACUGGGCGAUCGGCACUCGUAACGAUUAUGCACUAAUUGAGGGAUAGUCAUUUAAAUACUGUUGACACGACUUGGAUUCGUGUGUCCGAGGCUUGCGUUAAUAAAUAUUUAACUGUCUCCUAGAGAAUCUCGUAAAGCAAACCUCAAACCCGUGACGAUCUUUAGCUCUUGGAGAAACAGGACACUAUAUAGGACAGCUAAGCUCACAAUGGGGUGUGGUUCAUCCUCCCCAAAACCCUCACAGCCCGUUAGAAGCAGGGACAAAGGCGACAUUAUUCUGACGUCAGAGGUAACUGACAGCGACUUUAAAUCAACACAGGCGCAACCAAAGAAACCAGCGCCACAGUCUAAUGGCACAACGCAACGUCAGACAAAGCCAUCUGGACAACUAUCCGGUAACAAGACGCACCACACGAACAACAACAAUGGGGCCGUAAUUGUGAAUUCUAUUUACUCUAAACCGCCAUCCGUCGAGUCGGGGACACAUGAUCUGCUGGUUGAAAAUGUAGAGGAUUUAACAGGAAGUGACGUAAAACCAAAACCAUCCAGAAAAAAGAAAUCCCAAAUCAUGUCAGACCCUGAGAUGUUUAAAGCAAUUGAUAGCCAUGUUGCAAGGACUCCAGCCUCCGUGUGUACCUCUAUUCCCACACUUGUGGAUUACCUUGUCAAAGCAGCACGGACACCUUUGGAAAGAGCUCGGGCAAUUCACAAAUGGGUGACAACAAACAUAAAAUACGACAUUGAGGGAUAUAUGGGAAGAAGUGAGAAAAAGUCAAACGAUGCUACAGAUGUCUUGAAACACCGCUGUAGCGUCUGUGCUGGGUAUAGCAAUAUCUUCGAGACGUUAUGCCGAUGUGCCCAUAUCCCUGUUAUGGUUAUUAACGGAUACGGCAAGGGAUACAGCCACAAGGACGAGGAGGACGUAGACAUUUCCAACUUGAGCACCAACCAUGCCUGGAACGCCAUCUUUGUGGAAGGAGAAUGGCGCUUGCUGGAUUGCACAUGGGAUGCUGGUUAUGUCGAUGGCAAGUCCUUCCACUGGCACAAGCGGGACAAUUACUUCCUCAUGGACCCGGAAUACUUCGUCAGCUCACACUUACCGUUUAUGAAUAAAGACAUCACAACAAGUCAAGCUUGGCAAUUACUGGAUAAACCGGUAGAUCCAAAAACGUUUUUCAAAUCGGUAAAACUGGAGGAGGGUUCGGUGAAAUAUGGUGUGUUUCCACUCUCUCAUAAAGAAACCGUGGUUCAAGUGAAUUGUGAAGCGUGUAUAGAAAUCCAGAAACACUCCGUAGGUGAAAUUGUGGAUACUUUGAUAUCUUUUGUCGACACUGAAGAUAACAAGGAGUACCAACAAUGUGUUGCGACUGAGAGAUCCGGAACUGACGUCAUAAAGUUCAAUGUUCGUCCAUCCAAAGCGGGCACUUACAAACUGACCAUAUUUAUUAAUACACCCGAGGAAGAAAAGAAAUGGGCACAUCUCUUCAAAUACGUUAUAAAGUGUACAAGUGUCCUGGACAAUUUGGUCUUAUUUCCCAACCACCGUCAAUUGUAUGGUCCUAAGCAAAUUUACAAGGAACUAGGCUUUGAUAAAGGUGUUACGAAGAAAGCAAUUUAUUCAACCGACUCUGGAGAACUGGAAAUUAUCCUUCCAACACUUAAGCAAAUGUCGGUUCUAUGUACUUUAGAAACGGAGGACUCCACAAAAUUACAGAACGCCGUCUUUCAACAAUCUACCUCAAACUCCAUUUCCUUAUCCAUCAGACUUCCCCGAACGGGAAACUACAAGCUAAUUAUCUUCGCAACAAACGGAAGGGAACAUGUGGUAGCAAUCACAUACAUGAUUCAGUGCACUAACGUUCUGAAUGAAUUCAGGCCGUAUCCGGUUGUAUUUGGAUCUACUACCACUAAAUAUCAGGUCGUUCUUCAUGAACCCAAAGUCAAAGAGAUUCCCGCCAACAGCCCUGUCGUUUUCAGGUUCUCGUCCCCAGUUCUAAAAUCUGCACAGAUUGGAAAAAAAGUAUUCCAGAAAACAGAUAACAGUGAUGAGUGGAAGAUUACGUUUGACACGCUGGACUCUGGGGCCCAGGUUAAUCUGUUCGGGAGUGCUGAAGAACAAGGGACAAGAGAAGCACUGUUCGGUUUUCUCACGAAGUAGAGAACUCAAGCAAAUACCGUCUACCAUCCAAAACUAAUAAUUUAUAUACAUGUACAAACUUGCAAUCAAUCAGUCUCUUUAACACUAGUACUGAGACAUUUCGAUAACUGAUACGGUGCAAUUAUCUCAUUUAGCAAUAUCACACUCAAUAUCCAUGUAAUUAAACAUUCCAAGAAAUAUUC
Molecule: messenger RNA, 2490 nt
Organism: Ostrea edulis (European flat oyster)
Lineage: Eukaryota; Metazoa; Mollusca; Bivalvia; Ostreida; Ostreidae
Product: kyphoscoliosis peptidase-like
Exons: 5
Coding region: 359-2308 (649 amino acids)
Source: RefSeq, a predicted model, not a curated record